This is a messenger RNA of Daphnia carinata, 955 nucleotides long. RefSeq names its product breast cancer metastasis-suppressor 1-like protein (gene Brms1). Gene Ontology annotation, biological process: negative regulation of transcription by RNA polymerase II. Bases 123 to 899 code for a protein of 258 amino acids. NCBI's taxonomy places the organism in Eukaryota, Metazoa, Arthropoda, Branchiopoda, Diplostraca, Daphniidae. Gene Ontology annotation, cellular component: Sin3-type complex. The record is from RefSeq and is a predicted model, not a curated record. The transcript has 5 exons. Gene Ontology annotation, molecular function: histone deacetylase binding.
AGACUAGUAUCCAAACGAUCCGUUUGCCCGAAAGACAAAAAACUAAAUAUAGAAGAUCCGUAUUCUAAGAUCAGUCUGAUCUUUUUCAAGUUAGAAUUUCUGUAAAGUAGGAUUGAAUAAAGAUGCCUGUAGCCCACAAUGAAGCCCAUGGACGCGAUAAAGACGACAGUGAUGGAGAAGGCGAACAUGAAGAAAUGGAUCACUUGUCUAUUGCUCACGAUAGUGAAAAAGGAGGUACUUCUGAUGGAGAUUCAAGUGAAGAUUCUGGGUCAGAAGAUAGUUCGGAAAUGGAUGAGGAUGAAUGUGAAAAUAGAAGAAGUGAAUGUCUUGAUGACAUGAUCGAUCUUGAAAAACAGUUUUCCUACUUGAAGGAACAGCUGUACCGAGAAAGAAUCACACAAAUUGAAAGCAAACUCCAAGAAGUUAUGGCAGAGCAAGCUGCAGAAUAUCUUGGCCCUUUGGCUGAUCUGAGAGAAGCUGUGGCAGUCAGAACACAAGUUGCUGGGAUUUUGAGACAGCUACGCUUGGAGAACAUAAAAAAUAAAGCAGUAGCUGAAGAAGUAGCAGCUACACAAGAUUUUGAGUCAAGGAAAGCCCUGCUCAUGGAUUCCAUCAAAGAAUCUCUGAAUGAAAAAAUACGCCGUUUGGAAGAAGACAGAAAUCAGGUGGGACUGUUGGAAUGCGAUUCUUUCUUGAAGUCCCGCUCGCUCCACAGCUUCGGAUCAAGCCCGUUCCGAAGUGACGACAAAGAAUCGAAAGAAAAAGACAAAAGACGGAAACCCAUCACCGUGACGGGACCUUACAUUGUUUAUAUGUUGAGCGAAGCCGAUAUUAUGGAAGAUUGGACCUUGAUCCGCAAAGCCCUUACUGCAACAAAUCGUAAAGAUUAUCCACUCUGACGCGAUACAAUGUUAUGCUUUCGUGGUAUAAUUGUAAAUAAUAAAAAAAAAUCAUC